ACUUGCAGGGGGCGAGAGGCGAGAAGGAGGCGACCCUAACCCCAUUUUCAGUUGCAGGAGGCGAGAGGCGAGAAGCUCUGCUCGGUACAAAUUUUCUUGUCUACCACUCGAUCUACCAUCUUCAAGUGAGAAAAUGUCAACUUCAAAACAAGCAGUUAAUGAGACUGCAAAAUGGAGCCAAGCAAAUGUAGACACCCUUAUUGUUCUGAUGGUAGAGGAAGUUAAGAAAGGAAAUAGGACUACUUCGACUUUUAAUAAAGCUGGUUGGAACAACAUUGCCAAUAACUUCAAAGAAAAAACUGGGGUCAACUAUGCCAUUAUACAGUUGAAGAACAAAGUGAAUAAACUGAGGCAGGAUUAUAGUCAGUUUAAGAAGCUAUUGGAGACAACUGGUUUUGGUUGGGAUACUGCUUCAAGAACUUGUACUGUUGAUGAUGAAUCCAUCUGGGAAUCGCAUAUUAAGGAUAACCCUACUUGGGCACGAUUUAAGAAGCAUGGACUACCACAAUGGCCAGAACUAUGUAUGGUAUUUGGUGAUACAUAUGCAGACGGCGAAGGAAGUGGGACUCAAACAACCAUGUUGGAAACUUUGGCGGCCGAUGAUGAUAGGAAUAUGAUUGAAUCUUGUGAUGAGUCAAGUUCCGCUGAUGAAGUUACUCCAUUAGGUGACACUCAAACUGAAGCAGUGGAAAAAAGGCCAGCUACUAAGCAUAGGCAUGAUAGGACUCCAAAUGUGAAAAGGAGGAGGAGUAAGUCUAAUGAUUGGUCAAUGGCAUUCAAGGCAAUUCAAGAUAUGAGUAAAUCAAGGGUAGAACGGGAUGCGAGCAUGUCCACUGCUUCAACCCAAAAUACGGAACAGAUGUACGGGAUUACUAGGGCCAUGGAGGUGCUUGAAUCAGGAUAUGAGUUUGCCUUGACCCUACUUUUAACUUUGGUGGUUUGCUAUGUUUUUCUUCACUUUUUAAGAUGUUAUGGAUGACUGUGUCUUGACUUUUUUUUAUAACUGUAGUAUUUGAUGUCCUGAAUAUUUGUUCAUUGUA
Messenger RNA from Macadamia integrifolia, 1040 nucleotides. RefSeq lists its product as uncharacterized. The transcript has 3 exons. Bases 134 to 979 code for a protein of 281 amino acids. The record is from RefSeq and is a predicted model, not a curated record. Lineage: Eukaryota; Viridiplantae; Streptophyta; Magnoliopsida; Proteales; Proteaceae.